Molecule: messenger RNA, 1826 nt
Organism: Haliotis rufescens (red abalone)
Lineage: Eukaryota; Metazoa; Mollusca; Gastropoda; Lepetellida; Haliotidae
Exons: 4
Coding region: 408-1133 (241 amino acids)
Source: RefSeq, a predicted model, not a curated record
GCCUCAGCCAAUGGAGUAGUCCAAUGUCACCACUCCUGUCUUCUCGUGAAACCAAGUCGUCGUCUUAACUUAACAUCGUCGUUCAUUGUCUAUUUUAAACUCACUAACUCUCGGGUAAUCACACAUAUUUAGAGAGUUUCAAGCAAUCCUCUUCCACUGAACCAUGUUGCAUUGUGGGACGAGUGCCUGUGUAUUUGUGAGACGGCCAGUACCAAGUUAACUGUUUGGUAUUACCACUUGGAGGGUUAACCAACUGUUCACGGAAGCAGUCAGCGUAGAGCAUGUGUGAUGUUCUGUGAUAGCGGUUGUUGUGGGGAAUCUCUGUUGGGGACAGAACAAGGCACAGCACGGCCAUGUAAAGAUCACCGCCAUGCUCAGCGUCAACAUGUCUCCGUAGCCGGGCCGUCAUGUUCAACUGCACGGAGACGGACGUGUGGGGGAACCCAUACACCUUCCAGUGUACAUACGGGUGCUGCGGCUCCAGCAGCUUCCGGUACUGUUGCUCUAGCAACGGAAACAGCUACAUCCCAACUCCAUGGCAACCAGAUAUUCCUGACUCUGUCAUCGCUGGGGUGACGGCGGGGUGUGUCUUGGGGCUGGUCGUCAUAGUGGGCGUGGUCUAUGCACUGUGUAAACACGCCAAGAAGAGGGACCGUUUCAUGGAUGAGGCCAUUAACAGACUUCGCAUUCCGCAAGGGAAAGCAACACGCCAGGUGAACGUGACGACCAGGAUGUACCCCGGGCCCAGGAGUGGGGUCAAGUUGCUGACAACCUACAUCCCCAGGGAAUCGCCACAAUUAGCCUCCACCCCAGUCGGAGACGCCCCUGCGAGUCUCAAGCCACAAAAACAACUUAAAUCGAAAAGGAAAGGGACAAAAUCGACUGGCAAUAUAAAACCCCAGACGCAUAAAACGCAGAACCGCAUUGCAAAAACAACUACUUCCGGUACGAACCGGAAAUCUCACGCGGAGGCGACACCAGGCCAACCUGGUGAUGAGAAGGCGAAAGGCAAAGCAAGAGGUACGACCGACGGUAAGAGAAAUGUGAAAAUGCCAAAUACAAAAGACACGAAACUGACUACGAACUUAAAAAGAUCACCUACCCUGAAGAGGAAAAACAAAAUAAGCCAGUGAACUUUGUUAUGUUUUGGAUAUAAACUUUGAUGAACUUUGUGUUGAAAGUGUCACUACCCCUAAUGUAUAUACUAAUACAGAGGGUAAUGUAUUUCCGUAUUACAGAAUUUCUGCCAUUACAUUUAGUAUUCCUUAUAGAUAUCAAAACUACAUUAGCCCACGAUUAAACUAGUUCCCGGACAUCUCUGCGUGCCGUCAGCUCAAGUAAAGAGCCGCGUUUGGCCGUCAGUUUAAAAGCUCAGCUCGUUAUUCUCACUUCACAUCCGGUUGGACGAAACGCGGCUUGAGCCCGGAACUAGCUGUGAUGCAAAUGUAUGUAAAAUGCACACUUAUUGUAUCAUAUUCUGUUUCGAUGAACUUACGUAAUAUCUAUUUCAUUUCUGUACGGGCAUUGACCUUAAGUAUGUUCACAGAAGAUUGUAACAAAAUAUUUUCAAGAUUAAUUUCCGAUUUUAUUACCCAUUGAUAUUCACUGUUUGACAAGUAAUCAACUGUUUAUGCCAUAACAUUUAUUACUCCUUCUUUUAUUUUAAAAAUUAACAUUUUAGCCACGGACUUGUCGUGGGAAACAUUUUAAACGUGCGUUUGUUCUGCUGUUGUCCCAGUGGUCACGUGAAGUUUGUUUAUAUAUAUUUGUGUGUGCGACACUUAUUUUUCUCGCAGUGUUAUUGACAAUAAACUAUGUAUACUAUA